Messenger RNA from Hyaloperonospora brassicae, 1677 nucleotides. Lineage: Eukaryota; Oomycota; Peronosporomycetes; Peronosporales; Peronosporaceae. The record is from the annotation of a GenBank genome assembly.
AUGAACUUUCCCGUGCCAAUGCUUGGCACUGUGCGCUCGCUGGAAGAGCUGGCGGACGAGCAGCUACGGCAGCGUCGCUCCUUUAUCAUUGAGACGUACGGCUGCCAAAUGAACUCGGCCGAUUCCGAGAUCGUGCGUGCAAUUCUGCUGCGAGACGGCUACGUGCCCGCACGCACAGUGGAGACGGCGGACAUUGUGCUGAUCAACACGUGCGCCGUGCGUGAGAACGCUGAAGCCAAAGUGUGGAACCGUCUCGAGUCGCUGCGGCAGACGAAAGCCAAGCUCUUGCGCUUGAAACACAAGGACGUGCAGACGGUCGGCGUGCUGGGCUGUAUGGCCGAGCGCCUCAAGACGAAGCUGCUCGAGUCCGACAAGAUGGUCGACUUGGUCGUGGGCCCUGAUGCGUACCGCGAUAUUCCCAAUUUGCUGCGAGUGGUGCACGGCAGCGGCGAAGCUGCUGUCAAUGUCCAGCUGUCGCUCGACGAGACGUACGCGGACAUUGCACCCGUGCGUGCAGAUCCUCACAGCCCAUCGGCUUUCGUGUCGAUCAUGCGUGGGUGCAACAACAUGUGCUCUUACUGCAUUGUGCCGUUUACGCGUGGACGCGAGCGUAGCCGCAUCAUGAGCUCCAUUGUCGACGAGGUGCGUGCGCUGAGUGAUCAGGGCAUUAAGGAGGUUGUGCUGCUUGGCCAGAACGUCAACUCGUACCACGACAAGAAGUCUGAAGGUGCUGCGGAAAAAGGACGCGGCUACGUGUCGUCUGCUGGGUUCAGCAAUAUGUUUCGCUCUCGCGACGCACCUGGCUUCCGCUUUGCUGACCUGCUGGAUGAAGUGUCACGCGUAGAUUCCGAGAUGCGGCUCCGCUUUACAUCGCCUCACCCCAAGGACUUUCCGAACGAAGUGCUGGACCUCGUGAAUGAACGGCCCAACAUUUGCCGGCAGAUCCACAUGCCGGCUCAAAGCGGCAGUACCACGGUGCUGAAACGCAUGCGUCGUGGGUACUCGCGUAUGGCCUAUCUAGAGCUUCUGGACAACAUGCGUGCUCGUAUUCCUGGUGUAGCGAUAUCGUCCGACUUUAUCGCUGGGUUCUGUGGUGAGACGGAAGAGGAGCACGCCGACACGAUCUCACUGAUGCGCCAGGUAUGCUACGACCAGGCUUUCAUGUUUGCCUACUCGGUUCGUGGCCGUACGCACGCGGCACACCAUAUGGUAGACGACGUGUCCCAAGAAGACAAGCUGCGGCGUCUGCGCGAGGUCAUUGACACGUUCAGCGAGGUGGUCACGCGCAAGAACUACGUCGAGGACUCGGACCGUCUGCAUGUUGUACUUGUGCAGGGCGCCAGCCGCCGGUCCACGGAGGAUGACCCGAAGCUCACUGGUCUCACCGAUACAGGCAAGCGCUGCGUGUUUCCCGACCAGAGAAUGCCGGCCUCGCUACGUACUUUCGCCAAGCAGGCAGGCGAGUUGGCUCCUGACUUUCUUCCUCUGCAGAGUGUCGUAGCAGAGGGCAUCCACGCUGCUCGUGGCGACUACGUGCUGGUACGCGUCUGCGAAGCUGGACGCCACACCCUCCACGCCACCCCUGUGGCACGUACCACCCUGCAAGAGGUCGCACAACUCGUGCCGUCAGAGCUGCUUGGUGCGAGACCGCACUCGCUCGAAGCUCUAGAGCUCUAG